AUGGAUCCCACGCUGCUCAUUGGUGACAUUGUCGAACGAAGCGAAAAGGGGUCGAAACCGGUCGAGUUCCCUUCGGGCCCCAUCUCGUCGACCGGGUUUCCUCAGCACAAGCGACGAUGGAAACCCUCAGCGUUCAAGCAGCAACGCAGUGGCGGUGCGUCGCGGCCUGGGCAGCCGCAAGAGCCCAACCAGUCACAGAGCUUUGAAGAGGUCGAGAGAAGGCGAAUAGAUAGAGAAAACCAGCAAAAGAUCAACGACAUGACGCCCCAAGAGAUAUCUCAGGCGCAGGAAGACAUAAUGAAGGGACUGAACCCGGCGCUCAUCCAACGCCUUCUUCAAAGAGCCAACAUUGACGAGCCCGAUCCAAACUCGCCAUUUAACAUACCUGAACCGCAAGACACUUCGUCUCCAUCGACUAUAAUUCCUGAGGUCCGCCUUCACGACGUGCCAAAAGCGGCCACCGUUGAGGACGACACUGCAGACGUCGCCGAACCAAAACCAGAGCCUAAAUUAAAAUCUCCUUCUCCCCCUACUACUACUACCGCCCAGACGAAGUCAACUAAGAAAGUCGCUGAUAACUACGAUGAAGAUCGAGAGCCGUCUCAAAUCCCGCCAGACCUCUUCCCAAUUACCGACCUUCCGAAAUCAACACACUUCCCUGUUCCCCCGAGCCUCCCGGACCUGGACCCUUCGGAUCCCAAUUUCCUUGCCACGCUGCACGAAAAAUACUUCCCCAAUCUCCCUGCCGAUCCGAGCAAGCUGGCUUGGAUGGCGCCCGUUCCCACCCAAGAUAGUCCCGCUGACAGAGACUCGCCAUACUAUCCCCAUCCCGAGAUCAGUGUUUCAGCAUUGCGCUUCGAUUUCCGGGGUCGUUUCCUGUCACCGCGAGUGAGCCGGUCGAUUCCCUCGUCCAAAGGACUGCAUCACCACGGAGAAGCCCCCGAGGCUGCAGGCUACACAAUCACGGAGCUCGCUAGGCUGGCCAGAAGCGCUGUCCCGGCGCAGCGCUGCAUAGCGUUUCAAACUCUAGGCCGCAUCUUGUAUCGUCUAGGGCGCGGCGAAUGGGGAACGACUCUGAAUCAUCCAAUUGCAAUGGGAAUUUGGAAUGCUGUCAAGGAGGGGCGCGUACUAGAGAGUCUGGCUGAGGCAAGCAUGGGCGAGGGCGGGCACAGGGGCAGCAGGGCGUAUGCCGUGGAAGCCCUCUGGCUGUUCGAGAAGGGUGGAUGGCGCGAGAAGCUGCAAGUGAGGUAA
Messenger RNA from Trichoderma aggressivum f. europaeum, 1251 nucleotides. RefSeq lists its product as uncharacterized. The transcript has a single exon. Lineage: Eukaryota; Fungi; Ascomycota; Sordariomycetes; Hypocreales; Hypocreaceae. The record is from RefSeq and is a predicted model, not a curated record. The coding region runs from base 1 to 1251 and encodes 416 amino acids. Gene Ontology annotation, biological process: transcription by RNA polymerase II.